Salvelinus namaycush (lake trout) is the source of this 3221-nucleotide messenger RNA. RefSeq names its product gamma-enolase-like. The transcript has 13 exons. Gene Ontology annotation, molecular function: magnesium ion binding; phosphopyruvate hydratase activity. The coding region runs from base 1127 to 2632 and encodes 501 amino acids. NCBI's taxonomy places the organism in Eukaryota, Metazoa, Chordata, Actinopteri, Salmoniformes, Salmonidae. The record is from RefSeq and is a predicted model, not a curated record. Gene Ontology annotation, biological process: glycolytic process. Gene Ontology annotation, cellular component: phosphopyruvate hydratase complex.
CACUUUCAGAUCAAGCAUAAAUUGGCUCUUAGAGCAGAGACAAGACUAUCUCUUAUUUACAUCACCAUUUCAUCAAUGAGGGUCUUGUGAUUUUUGACGGUUGUGGGUAUGACAUAAGUAAUUAACAACAAUGCUAGUUCUAAAUGCUGUCCAACAAAAACAGACGAAACAAACAAAUGUGACAAUGUGUCAGACUUAACGUUAACUAUCACACGAGGAUUGCAAGCAAGCGAACACUGUGGGGAUUAGGCUAGCCAACCUAACGUUAAAGAAGCAAGUUAUUUCCUAUUAUUUUUUUUAAAUUUACUAUACCAUAACAUGCAUGGAUAAUAUGGGCACAAUUAUAGCUAACUUACUAACCAACUUUUUUUGUAGCCCUUUCAAACCUUGCUAAUUUCUACAUUGUUGCUUAUUAGCUACUGUUAGCCAGCUAACGUUAAGGUUGCAGGCUGUCACUUCCGCAUACAAAGUUCGAUGUAAGGUGAAGGUAGCAAGCGAACUAGCAAAUAAAAAAAGGAAAAAAAACACAUGUAAAGUUUUUAAUCAUACUAAAUCUCAACUAGAGCUUGCCAAACCGACUAAACAGAGCGUUUUAUAUCUGGCUAACGUUACCUAUCAUAGGUCGCUAGGCUAACAUUAGUUUGCUAGUUAGCUAGCUAAAUCCCAGACGAGGCCUGUAAAACCGUUUCGCCUCAAUCAUUUUCAGUGCCAUGUCAUUUAAAAAAAAACAACGAAGUAAAAUAAACAAAAACGAAUGCUAUUUUCCCAAGCUGCUAUGUAGACACUUAGCAUGUAACGUUAACUAGUAAAAACAACAAACAAAAGCUAGCUGACGUCCUUAGCAGCUAACUUUAGCAAGCUGGUUCGCUAGGUGUCAACUGCUAAUGCGGUUGUUUAAAAAUAAAUACAUACACUAAGUUGUUCCAAAUGUAAAUAUGUACUCUUUCUACAUAACAUACAUUUCACGAUUUAUCUCAAAUCAGACUUAGAUUGCAAAAGUUUCGCUACCGUAUCAAUCCAACACAGGCGUUGUCACAUCCGGGGUUCAUACACAUGAUCACUGUAAAGGGGGCGUUUCAUACAACACAGCCUCCAAUAUUCUUGAGGUUCAUCUGUGGCUCAUCAUAUGGCAUUAACCCUAGGAUUCAAACCGGCAAGCCUUCGGCUACUGGCCCGACUUUCUAACCUUGAGGCUACCCACGCCAACCCAUACAGGAUUGCUGACAUACAGGGACGCCACAUUAGGUUGGACUCGCUCAGGCAGCAAUGGGAAGAUGACCACAAGAGGGCACUGAAGUAUGGGAAGCUGUGUGGUAACAGCAAAGGGAUGUCGAUUGCCAGCAUCGUUGCGAGGGAGAUCCUCGACUCCCGGGGAAACCCCACUGUGGAGGUGGACCUGUGCACAGAGAAAGGUCUUUUCAGGGCUGCAGUGCCCAGCGGAGCAUCCACAGGCAUCUAUGAGGCUCUAGAGCUGAGGGAUGGAGACAAGAGCCGCUACAAGGGCAAAGGUGUGCUCAAGGCAGUGGGCCACAUCAAUGACACUCUGGCUCCUGCCCUCAUAGCAUCGGGUAUCAGUGUUGUGGAGCAGGAGCAACUGGACAACACGAUGAUUGAAAUGGACGGCACAGAGAACAAGUCUCAGUUUGGUGCUAAUGCUAUCCUGGGAGUCUCCCUGGCCAUUUGCAAGGCUGGUGCAGCAGAAAAAGAGGUCCCCCUGUACCGUCACAUCGCUGACCUGGCGGGAAACACAGAGCUGGUGCUUCCAGUUCCAGCGUUCAACGUGAUCAACGGAGGCUCCCACGCGGGCAACAAGCUAGCCAUGCAGGAGUUCAUGGUACUUCCUGUCGGGGCGGAGUCUUUCAGGGACGCGCUUCGGGUGGGCUCCGAGCUGUACCACACGCUCAGGGGGGUGAUCCAGGAGAAGUACGGCCAGGACGCUACCAACGUGGGCGACGAGGGGGGGUUCGCCCCCAAUAUCCUGGAGAACAGUGAGGCGUUGGAGCUGAUAAAGACAGCCAUCGAGAAAGCGGGCUUCACGGAUAAGGUGGUGAUCGGGAUGGAUGUGGCGGCGUCCGAGUUCUACCGCGAGGGGAAGUACGACCUGGACUUCAAGUCUCCUCCGGACGCUGACAGGCACAUCAGCGGAGAGGAGCUGUCAGACAUCUACCAAGGCUUCGUUAACGACUACCCAGUGGUGUCCAUCGAGGACCCGUUUGACCAGGACGACUGGGCCGCCUGGUCCCGCCUCACGGCUUCCGUGGGCAUCCAGGUUGUCGGGGACGACCUGACGGUGACCAAUCCCAAGAGGAUAGAGAAGGCUGCCGAGGAGCGGGCCUGCAACUGCCUACUGCUCAAAGUCAACCAGAUCGGCUCUGUCACUGAAGCCAUCCAGGCGUGUAAGCUAGCCCAGGCCAAUGGCUGGGGGGUGAUGGUCAGUCACCGUUCGGGAGAGACAGAGGACACUUUCAUCGCUGACCUGGUGGUGGGGCUCUGCACUGGACAGAUUAAGACAGGAGCCCCAUGUAGAUCUGAAAGGCUGGCCAAGUACAACCAGCUCAUGAGGAUCGAGGAGGAGUUGGGGGAUCAAGCUCGCUUUGCAGGCUAUAACUUCAGAAACCCCACUGCCCUGUGAGACCAGACAGACAGACACAUCGCCGCCAACCAUAUGCACAGAGCCACUAAGCAACAUGAGAUGCACAGUUACUUUGAGACACAAAGACAGAUGGACAGAUAAAGAUAUAAAGAGACCAACCGACACACACAAACGUGCACAUAGAGACACACAAGUGUAGAUAUGAAGCCUGAAGCGCACCUAAGAAAGACAGAUAUGUGUCAGAGAAAAUUAAACACACAACGCUGUUUACAAAAAAAGCGACACUCCGGCUGACAAGGACAGACUAACUACAGGCUGGCUGACAGAAAAAAAAGAAUACACAUUGUAUUUUGCAGUUGUGUUUGCUCUCAUUCUCCCAUGAUAACACAAAACUGCACUCUCCCUCCUUCGUCCUCUUCUCCACUUUCCUUUCCUGGCUCUGCAGUCAUCCCUCGUUUUUGUUGUUUCUUUGUUACUUCCACACACUCUCCUGGUGUUGCUAUGAUUGCAGGAAUUGGCCUGUUCCUCCAAGCUUGUUUCCUCUUUGCCUACUUUCCUUUGGUUACUCUGGCAAUAGAAUUGCUGUGUUGAAAGACAGAACGCCUGUCAUGAAAAAAAUGUGAAAUAA